This is a messenger RNA of Pollicipes pollicipes, 3897 nucleotides long. RefSeq names its product papilin. The annotation marks the transcript as partial. The record is from RefSeq and is a predicted model, not a curated record. Lineage: Eukaryota; Metazoa; Arthropoda; Thecostraca; Pollicipedomorpha; Pollicipedidae. The transcript is spliced from 22 exons. Gene Ontology annotation, molecular function: serine-type endopeptidase inhibitor activity.
AUGGGUGAUCGGUGGGUUCAGCGGAGGGCCCCGCUAGCUCUGUUUGGGGCGCUGCUGCUGCUCUCUGGGCACCGGGUCAGGGCCGCCGAGUUCUACUGCGAUGAACGCUCCCAGGAGUGCCGGCCAGACCCGUGUUCCAGCUGUAGUCUGGACGUCAUCUACAGGUCCUACACCGAGUGUCAGCUGAGCUGUUUCCGCGCCGCCUCAGACGUUCCGUCGCCCUGGUCGUGCGUGCUGCCCUCCGAGAUGGGGCCGUGCCGGGACCCGGUGCGCCGCUGGCACUUCGACCUAAAGGAGGGCGAGUGUCGCGACUUCUCCUACGGAGGCUGCCUGGGCAACUCCAACAACUUUGGAUCGCCGGCCGAGUGCCGCAGCGUCUGCGAGUACCGCAUCUCCGAGAUCCUGCCGCUGCUGAACGUCACGCUGGGCACGCGUGGCGAGGAGAAGCGGUGCCUGCUACCCCGGCCCGACGGCGUCUGCUCGCAGGAGGCAUUUGGCCAGCCGCGCUUCGCCUAUGACCCGGAGAGCGGCCGGUGCGGCUCGUUUGAGUGGAACGGGUGUCAGGAGGGCGGUAACGUGUUCGCGUCGAUAUUGGCCUGCCAGAUCCAGUGCGAGGGAAUCCGGCCAGUGCUGCCCGUAUACCCGCCGCCUCUGCCGGCCCGCGGCGCCGCCAAACACGAGAUGGCUGAACGCCACAAGGCGGAGAUGCCGGCGGACGAGGACCACGACCCGUGCAUGCUGCCACCCGACCCGGGCACUUGCGGCGCCGACAGUCCGCGCCUCUUCUUCGACGCCGCGCUCGGCGUCUGCCGCCGCUUCCUGUUCGGCGGCUGCGGCGGCAACCUCAACAACUUCCGCAGCCUGGACGCAUGCUACCGCACCUGCAACAACGCCACGGCGGCCGCGGCGCCGGCGGCUGCCGCUUGCCUCGCGCCCAAGCAGGAGGGCUCCUGCAGCUCCAGCGUGAUGCGCUUCUACUAUGACGGUGCCACCGGUCGCUGCCGCGCUUUCCGCUAUUCGGGCUGCGACGGCUCCGCCAACAACUUCCUCUCGCUGGAGGCAUGCGCCGCCACCUGCCGGCCCCUGGCGCCCGACGCCGGCCCGUGCCUGGGCGAGCAGACGCGCUGGCACUACGACCCGGUGAUCGGCCGCUGCCGCAAGUUCUUCUACGGCGGCUGCGAGGGCAACGCCAACAACUUCGCCGACCGGGCCGAUUGCGCCGAGGCGUGCGGCCGCCGCGCCGAGCCCGGCCGCCGCGACCGGCAGUGUCGCGGCCCGCCCAAGCGCCAGGGCUCCCGCCGCUGCUUCGACAGCAUCCAGCGCUACACGUACAGCGAGAUCGACCGCUACUACUAUGACCCAGCCUCCGGCCGCUGCCGCCGCUUCAUCUACGGAGGCUGCCGCGGCAACGCCAACAACUUCGAGACGAUGCGGGAGUGCAUGAGCACGUGCCGGGACGUGAGCCCGACGGACGGUAGCGGCGAGCGGCCGGAGGUGGACUGCUCGGCGCCGCCGGUCGACCCGCGCGCCCCCUCCUGCACCGCCCGUCUCCGCCGCUUCUAUUACAGCGUGCCUGCUGGCCGCUGCGUCAGCCUGCUGUACGGCGGCUGUGGCGCCACCGACAACAACUUCGCCACGCAGUCGAGCUGCGAGCGCAGCUGUCCUGCGGGCGCUGUUGAUCAGACGGAGAUGUGCCUGGCACCGUCGGCGGACCCGGGCAACUGUCUGGGCCGCGUGGAUCGCUUUACGUACGACUCGACCACCGGCGAGUGCUUCCAGUUCGACUACACCGGCUGCGGCGGCAGCGACAACAACUUCGCCAGCCGACGCGAGUGUCUGGAGCUGUGCCGAGGCGUCACCGGCGAAGCGAAUCAAGACGUGUGCCUCCUCCCAUCGGAUGCGGGUCCUUGCACGGGCCGGGUGGAGCGGUACUUCUACAGCGCUGCCACCGGCCGCUGCCAGCAGUUCUCCUAUGGCGGUUGCGAGGGCAAUGGCAACAACUUUGAGACUGCUCGGGAGUGCACCAGCCGAUGCACCGGCAGCAAGAUCGAACCGGGCGGCGCAAUCUGCAGACAGCGCUCCUUGGUGGGACCCUGUGCGGGCAGCUUCACCCGGUACUACUUUGACGACACCAGCAAACGGUGUCAGCAGUUCAUCUACAGCGGCUGCGGGGGAAACUUAAACAACUUUGAGACCCGCAGCGAAUGCGAGCGGUCCUGCCCAGCCACCCCUGGCCCUGGCCCUGGCCCUGGCCCGACCCCCAGCGAAGAGCUGUGCCGCCUACCCGCGGAGGCCGGACCAUGCUUCGCGGCGCUGCCGCGCUUCUACUACGACCCGUCGCGCCGAGCCUGCCGCGACUUCACCUACGGCGGCUGCGCCGGCAACGCCAACAACUUCGAAACCCUGGCUGCGUGCAACGCGCGCUGCGGUGAGAGCAGCGAGCGGCCGGCGCGCUGCCUCGCCCCGCCGAGCGGCGAUGGCACGUGCAACGAGCCGCGACAGGCGCGUAGAGUCUACUUUGACGCGCGCGCCGGCCGCUGCGUGGCGCGCACCAGCAGCGACUGCCCGUCCGAGAACAGCUUCCGGUUGGCCGCCGACUGCCGCGAGGAGUGUGUCGUGCCGGAGUCGGCGCGCGCCCCGUUCGAGUAUGGCGGCUGCGGCGGCAACGCCAACAGCUUCGAGACGCUGGCCGCCUGCCUCGGCGCGUGCCGCGGGCUCCGGCUGAGUAACGCCGGCAACCUGUCGAACGCCUGCAUGGAGCCGCCCGUGCUGGACGACUUCUGCGAGCCGCAGGAGCGGCCGGAGAUGCGCUGGACCUUCAACGCCGAGACGCUCAGGUGUGAGGACUUCGAGUCGUCCGGCUGUGAAGUGGGGCCCAACAUCUACCGCAGCGGGCGGGCGUGCGAACGCUCGUGCCAGCGCACCGUCUUCUUCUACGCGGCUAACCGCGGCGUGUGCCUCACACUGGUUGACGACGGCUGCCUCAGCGGCGACAACAUGUACUCCACCAGAGAGGUGGGGCUGGCCUUUGGACGUCCGCUGGGCAGACUGCGCCGCUGGGCGUUCAGCACUGACACCGGCCGAUGCGAGCGGUUCUUCUACACGGGCUGUGACGGCAACGCCAACAAUUUCGAGUCGCGCGCGGAGUGUGGUGAAGUUGAAAACCAGCCCCAGCUCUGUCGUGUUGAGCCCGAAGAGGACCCCAACUGCCGCCCUGGUCGCCGCGAGACCAAGUACUACUUCAGCACUGCCGUCGGCAGAUGUCGCUCAUUUGUGUCCGUUGGCUGCGAGCGUGGGAGAAACGUGUUCCUCACCGCUCGGGAAUGCGAAGAGGUGUGCGAGAGCCGAGACACAGGUGGUGGUGAGAGGCCCCAGUUCUGCCGUGCCGAGCCCGAGGCCAUCUCCAACUGCCGGCCUGGUGAUCGUGAAACCAAAUACUACUUCAGCGCCGCUGACGGGAGAUGUCGCCCCUUCGUGUCGCUCGGAUGCGAACGAGGCAGGAAUAUGUUCUUCACAAUGCGGGAGUGUAGGGAGGCUUGCGAUGCCAGCGACACGGAAGGUGCUGGGAUGUGCUCGUUGCCGUCUGACCCGGGCCCGUGCACCGCCUUCGAGACGCGCUGGUACCGAGACCCGGCUUCGGGCACCUGCGAGACCUUCCAGUAUGGCGGCUGCGAGGGCAACAGCAACAACUUUCUGACGCGAGCGGAAUGUUUAGAGCGCUGUCAGAACGACAACCGGGCCGAGAACGAGAUCUGCAACCAACCGCCGGAGACGAACGACCGCCCGUGCCGGGACGAGGUGACACGCUUCUUCUGGGACCUGGCCAGCGGCGCGUGCCGCUCCUUCCGCUACUCGGGCUGCGGCGCCACGGCCAAUAACUUCCGCUCGCUGCGGGAC